Lucilia cuprina (Australian sheep blowfly) is the source of this 1090-nucleotide messenger RNA. RefSeq names its product phospholipase A1 VesT1.02-like. The record is from RefSeq and is a predicted model, not a curated record. The coding region runs from base 37 to 1068 and encodes 343 amino acids. The transcript has 2 exons. Gene Ontology annotation, biological process: lipid metabolic process. NCBI's taxonomy places the organism in Eukaryota, Metazoa, Arthropoda, Insecta, Diptera, Calliphoridae. Gene Ontology annotation, molecular function: lipase activity.
AAAGAAUGUCAUAAUUGUACAAUACUACUAGAGAAAAUGAAACUGUUCUUGAUUUUAGCUGUUAGCUGUUUAGCGGUAUCCGCUUCCAUUUUCGAUGAGGAUGACACACGCAUCCAUGGUGAAAAUGGCUGGUAUGUACCACGUGAAGAUGGUUCCUUCGAUUGGGUGGACAGAGAAGUAGCUGAGUCCUAUCUUGAAGCGAUGGAAAAUAUUGAAUCUUUUGGCUUGACCACCACACCCGUUACAUACCAUUUAUAUACUCAAUCUAACCCCAAAAAAGGACAAAAAAUCACUGCCGAUGGCAAAUCAAUUGCUAAAUCCUACUUCAACCCUGCCCAUCCCACCAGAUUUGUCAUACACGGCUGGACUCAAAGCUAUACUGCCGACAUGAACAAGGAAAUUCGCGAUGCCUGGUUAAGCAUUGGAGAAUACAAUAUUAUUGUCGUAGAUUGGGCUCGUGCUCGUUCCGUUGAUUAUGCCACCUCUGUUUUGGCCGUACCAACUGUUGGCAAAAAGGUAGCCAACAUGAUUGAUUAUUUGGUGAAAAUCCAUGGUAUGUCUUUGGACACUUUGUAUGUUAUCGGCCACAGUUUGGGUGCUCAUGUUGCUGGUUAUGCUGGCAAAAAUGUUAAAAGUGGUCAAAUCCAUACAAUUAUCGGUUUGGAUCCUGCCUUGCCUUUGUUCCACUACGAUAAGCCGGCAAAACGUUUGUCCAGUACAGAUGCUUUCUAUGUAGAAUCCAUUCAAACCAAUGGUGGUGAAUUGGGUUUCUUGAAACCCAUUGGCAAAGGUGCUUUCUAUCCUAAUGGUGGCAAGUCUCAACCUGGUUGUCCUUUGGAUGUUGCUGGUGCUUGUUCUCAUGGUCGUUCUUGCACAUACUAUGCUGAAGCUGUUGCUCAAGAUAAUUUCGCCACCGUAAAGUGUCAAAAUUAUAUGGAUGCUGUUGGCGAUCGUUGUGGUGCUACUUACAGCUCUGUACGCAUGGGUGCUGAUAAAAAUUCCUAUAUGGUUGCUGGUGAAUACUAUGUACCAGUUAACAAGAAAGCUCCUUUUGGUAUGUUGGCUUAGUUUGGCAAGUAAUUUUGGAAAA